GCCCACUUUGGGCUCCCCAGAGGAGGGGCCCUGCUGAGGGUGCACAGCCAUAAAAGGUGUGAGCAGCAGCACCUUGGGCUCACCAAACCCUGGAGCUGCCACUGCCAGAAUGAAGCUCCUCUCGCUGCUCCUCUUCUUCCUAGGACUGGCCUUUGCCAGCUGCAACGUGUUCCAGUUUGCAAGGAUGAUUGAGAAGAAGACGGGGAAAUCGGCGCUGGCUUACAAUGCAUACGGCUGCUACUGCGGCUUGGGCGGCUCCAAACAGCCCCUGGAUGCCACCGACUGGUGCUGCCAUGCCCACGACUGCUGCUACAAGAAGUUGGCCGCCUCCGGCUGCAGACCCAAAACGGUCACCUACAAAUACGACAUCCAAAGAAACCAAAUAACCUGUGGAAACGGGAACUCGUGCCAAAAACGGACGUGUGCGUGCGACAAGAGGGCGGCGGAGUGCUUCCAGAGGGCAGCCAGCUCCUACCGCAAAUCCUACAGCAACUACCCCAACUUCAAGUGCCGGGGCCGCACACCCUCCUGCUGAGCACUCCUGCCAGGCUGCAGCUCCAAACCUGGCAGACACCCUCACAGCUGGGGCUCCUGCCUUCCCUCUGGCCAGGCACAGCCCUGAAGAAGUGUCCAGCACCUUUCCCCAGAGCCUUAGCACAGGGGAAAUCUGCUUCCCUUUGUUUAGUAACUCAUAACAAUGAGGUAAACCCUGCAAAUAAAGAUUUGCAAUGUUUCAAAA
Passer domesticus (house sparrow) is the source of this 739-nucleotide messenger RNA. Its product is annotated as group IIE secretory phospholipase A2-like. The record is from RefSeq and is a predicted model, not a curated record. The transcript is spliced from 4 exons. NCBI's taxonomy places the organism in Eukaryota, Metazoa, Chordata, Aves, Passeriformes, Passeridae. Gene Ontology annotation, molecular function: phospholipid binding; calcium ion binding. Gene Ontology annotation, biological process: lipid catabolic process; arachidonate secretion; phospholipid metabolic process. Bases 110 to 535 code for a protein of 141 amino acids.